Striga hermonthica is the source of this 1554-nucleotide messenger RNA. The record is from the annotation of a GenBank genome assembly. Lineage: Eukaryota; Viridiplantae; Streptophyta; Magnoliopsida; Lamiales; Orobanchaceae.
AUGAAUGAUUUUGAACAAUUGAUUCUACCUCUCUUUUCCUUCAUCUUCUUCAUAACCCUACUUCGACAAUGGCGCUCCAUCGCCUUCCGGCAUGCGAAAAACUUGCCGCCAUCUCCAAAAGGGCUUCCGGUGAUCGGAAACCUCCAUCAGCUCGGCACAUCUCCUCACCGCUCGUUACAUUCUCUGUCAAGGCGCUAUAACAGUCACGAUCUGUUGUUGCUUCGUUUUGGGCGUGCUCGGGUGCUUUUGGUCUCGUCGGCAAUAGCCGCACGUGAGGUGAUGAAAAACCAGGACGAGAUCUUCUCGAACAGACCCAAGCUAAGCAUGCCGGAUAGGCUGAUGUAUGGUUCGAGGAGUGUUGCUUUUACUGCCUACGGUGAAUACUGGAGACAGGUGAGAAGCAUAUGCGUGAUCCAGCUCUUGAGCACCAAGAGGGUCCAAUCUUUUCGUGUUGUCCGUGAACAAGAAACGUCGAUUAUGGUCGACAAAAUCAGAAGACAAUCGGGAUCUUCAUCGCCGGUUGUAAACUUGAGCAAUCUAUUGGCCUCACUCACGAGCGAUGUCAUUUGCAGGGUAGCAUUGGGUAGAAAAUACGGCGACCAUAAUGUCGACGACGGCACAAAGUUCAAGAAGCUUCUAAAAGAGUUCAGCGAGUUAUUCGGUGCCACGAGCUGGGGGGAUUACAUACCGUGGUUGGGUUGGAUUAGUCGUGUUAAUGGGCUCCACUCGAAAGUCGAGAGAGUUGCUAAACAGUUUGACGAGUUCUUGGAGAAUGUGAUUCGAGAACAUAAAGAUCCGGGGAGAAAACAAGUAGAUCGAGAUGGAGAGUUGGACUUGGUCGACGUAUUGCUCGAGCUUCAGAGGGAGAAAUCGGAAAGUAGAAGCUCGACGAGUGAAGAUGAGACAAUCAAGGCUCUCAUAAUGGACGUGUUUGCGGCAGGGACCGACACCACAUCCAUUGCUAUCGAGUGGGCAAUGGCGGAGCUCAUAAAGAAUCCGAGAACCAUGAAAAUCGUGCAGAAUGAAGUUAGACGAGUAGCCGGGAGUAAGAAAGAGAUAGUCGAGCCCGACCUAGAGAAAAUGCCGUACCUAAAGGCCGUGUUAAAGGAGGCUCUAAGGCUACAUCCACCCGGCCCGUUACUCAUCCCUCGCGAAUCGACUCGGGACACGAAAGUCAUGGGCUACGACGUAUCGGCCGGGACACGGGUCUUGAUCAAUGCGUGGGCCAUUGCUAGGGACCCGAAAUCGUGGGAAAAUCCAGAAGAAUUUCGACCUGAGAGAUUCUUGGACUCGGGAGUUGACUUUUGGGGCCGGCAUUUUGAGUACGUCCCGUUUGGGGCUGGUCGGAGGGGUUGCCCUGGAAUUUCAUUCGCGGUAGCGGUUAACGAGCUCGGGUUGGCCAAGUUGGUUUACCAUUUCAAUUUUGCACUGCCUAAUGGAGAAAAGGAAGAGGAUUUGGACAUGAGUGAGGCUGAAGGAUUUACUGUUUACAAAAAGCUUCCUUUGCUUGUCGUUGUUCGAUUCAAUCUCAAUAUGAUAUCAGAGCACAACUAA